UAAGAAGGUAAUUAACUGUUUUCUUUUAGUCAAUGGGACUGAUAGUUUGUAAUCUUAUAAUUUGACUUUUAACUACAAUUUAUCCCCAAAAAUGGACGGAAACAGCGAUUUUCAUACGAGCGAGCAGGUAAAAGGGGCAAAAGAAAAGACAGUCUCUUUUGUUCCUGACAUCCAGUUGAUGAUGUACGGACUUGGCGAUUGCUCUAGACCUCUCAGGGAAAGCGCUGAGCUAAUCGAAACCAUCGUCGUUGAGCAAAUGUCGCUUAUGCUGUCACAAGCAAAAGAAGUGAUGCAGUGGCGUGGAGGCAAUGUCAUGCAACCUGAAGAUAUAUUGUACCUGCUCAGGAGAAAUGAAGCUGCAUUGAAACGCUUCAUCACAUACAUAGGUGUAAGAGAUGAAAAAGAUGUUUUGAAUUCGAUGAUAAAAGAUAUCCCGAAAAUAAUGGGAGAAGGGGAUCAGACAGGUGAAAGCAAACCUUUAGUAUGGAAAGACGGCAGGAAAGAAUAUUGCUUGCAUAAAUUAAAAGACUUUGGGAUUGAAGAAGAGGACAUUCUGUCCUUGACGGAUGUCAUUAAGGAAGAGAGAACCGCGAGAGCUUGUAAAAUGUCACUUAACCUCACAACAGUGGAAUAUCAGGAGUUUCAUACAGCGAGGUGUAAGUCUUUUUUACGGGCAAACAUGUCCCAUUCUGCGUUUAUGUUGUGGCUGAAGACGAGAGUGAAGUGGAACGAAGAAAUACCGAUUCCCAUUCUUGAAAUCCUCAUCUAUAUGGCCAAAGAGACCAUCGCCUCUCUCAUCGACAAAAUUUUGAACAUUCGUGAAGAAAGAGGAAUAAUGUGGUCGAACAUGACCCCGAUUAAGACAAGCGAAAUUCAAGAAGCGAUGCGUAGGCAUAAUUUCCAACAGACGCUCACAUUCGCUCCGUUUUCUAGAGAUUUGCCAACGACCAUUCACACCCGACUGCUCGCUUUCUAAUCUCCAUAUAUUUUUUGUCUUUUAAAUAAUUUCUGUGAUAUAUUUUAGUAUGUACUGAUUUUGUUUUAAAUUACAAUUUUCCCAAUUUAAAUCACAUUUAAAAUAAACAUUUCGAAAAUUGA
Molecule: messenger RNA, 1098 nt
Organism: Cimex lectularius (bed bug)
Lineage: Eukaryota; Metazoa; Arthropoda; Insecta; Hemiptera; Cimicidae
Product: transcription initiation protein SPT3 homolog
Exons: 5
Coding region: 92-976 (294 amino acids)
Biological process (GO): transcription by RNA polymerase II
Molecular function (GO): transcription coactivator activity; protein heterodimerization activity
Source: RefSeq, a predicted model, not a curated record